UUGCAUAUCGAAUUCACUUAUAUUUUAUUUGUCUUAACGUUACACAAAGAACAUAGUGGACCAUUUUUUAAUGUUCAGCUAUGUUUGGUUUGUGCUGUUUAACUUUAAAAAGACUGCAUGUAAACAAAUCAGUGAGAUUACUUCACCGUAAGAAACACCUUAUUUUCUCAGAAAAUACUCUAAUUUUAGGAAUUGAGACAUCAUGCGAUGAUACGGGCUGUGCUAUAGUCAAUGGUGCUGGUAACAUAUUAGGAGAAUCAUUAUAUUCACAAAAUGUAAGGCAUCUAAAAUAUGGGGGAAUAAAUCCUACAAUAGCUCAUGAACUACACCGUGACAACAUUGCAAAGGCGGUUAACGGAGCACUAGAUGCAGCAUGUAUUCGUAUGGAUAGCCUAGAUGCGAUAGCAGUUACUGUCAAACCUGGUUUAAUGAACAGUCUUGAGGUGGGUGUCAGAUAUGCAAAACAUCUUUCGAGAUUGCAUAAUAAACCCUUAAUACCUAUACAUCACAUGGAAGCACAUGCUCUUGUGGCCAGGAUGUACUAUGACAUUCCUUUUCCCUUCUUAGCCUUGUUAAUAUCAGGUGGCAAUAGUCUUCUAGCAGCUUUCAGAGAUGUUGAUGAUGUACUCUUGCUCGGUGAUACUCUAGAUAAUUCACCUGGAGAAAUAAUGGACAAGGUUGCUCGCCGCAUGAAACUCAGAAACAUCCCGGAGUACUCACAAGUUGCUGGCGGAAGAGCAAUAGAGCUGGCUGCAAAAAAGGCUGAUAAGCCUCAUAUGUUUGAGUUCCCAUUGCCAUUGGUGAAACUUAGAGAUUGUAGUUUCAGCUUCAGUGGACUGAAGGAUUUUGUUGAAAGAAAAUUAAAGGAGAAAGAAUCUGAACACAGAAUCAUAGGCGAUGAAAUUAUUCCAGACAUAAACAACUUAUGUGCAGGUUUUUUGCAUGGUGUAGCUGAGCAUAUAGCACACAGGACAGAGAGGGCUGCAGCGUUUUGUGAAGCUAACAAAAUUAUAUCUUCUAAUAAGAGCAUUGUAGUUUCAGGUGGAGUUGCUUGUAAUGAUUAUAUAUUUAAUUCUAUCAAGGUUAUUGGUGACAAGAGAGGGUAUCAAGUUUACCAUCCACCACCCAGAGUAUGUACAGAUAAUGGUGUUAUGAUAGCCUGGAAUGGGAUAGAGAAACUGAAACUUAAGAAAGAUUGUGCUAUGUUGAAUUCUGAUGUUAUAGUAGAUCCUUAUGCAACACUUGGAAAAAAUAUUAUAAAUGAUGUUAAAGCUGCUAACAUACAAAUAAGGGUCACAAGAAUCAGAAAGAAAAUGCCACAUUUAUCCUCCUGAGACCCAGAAGCAUAAGUGUUUAUUUUG
Cydia amplana is the source of this 1361-nucleotide messenger RNA. RefSeq names its product tRNA N6-adenosine threonylcarbamoyltransferase, mitochondrial-like. Gene Ontology annotation, biological process: tRNA threonylcarbamoyladenosine modification. The record is from RefSeq and is a predicted model, not a curated record. The transcript has a single exon. Gene Ontology annotation, cellular component: mitochondrion. Bases 81 to 1334 code for a protein of 417 amino acids. Lineage: Eukaryota; Metazoa; Arthropoda; Insecta; Lepidoptera; Tortricidae.